UUGAUAAUUAGGGUUGGUGUCGAUAUCUUGGAUUAUUUUUCCACGUUCGUUUGUUUUAGGGUUUGAAGAGCUAUGGCGUGGAUGUCGCUGUCUCAGUUUUACACAGGUACAUACAAGGUGGUGGAUGAUCCAUCACUGGAUUCAAUAAUCUCAUGGAGCGAAAGCAACAAGAGUUUUGUCAUCUGGGAUCCUAAAGAGCUUGUCGAGAAAAAGAUUCUUAGGAGAUUCUUUCGCAACAAGUUGUCACAUUUUAUCAAAGAUCUUAAAUCCCAUGGAUUUGUAAGAAUAAAGGGGUCUGAUGAGCACUUGGAAUUUGGACAUGAGCAAUACUUUGUGAGAGGUAAACCUGAGCUUAUGAUUAAGCUGCGUCGCAAAGUUGCCUGGGGUAGGGUGAAGAAAGAUCUCAAGGCAGCCAAAGCUAGAGCUAAAGCAGAAGCAGAGAAGAAGGGCUCUGUGGGAGAUCAACCUUCUUAUAGGAAGAUGUGUCUCGAAGAUGUACGUAUUAGGUUCGACCAAAUUAUGGGGCAUUCAACCAAAGCUAAAACGCCACUGGAGAACAGCUUCCGACAUCUACAAAUUUGAUCACGGCACAUGUAGCACUUGUUCUUGUUUCAGUUGCUUUCUUGCAUCAAGGCUUUAUUAAAAUAAUAAUAUUAGAAAAGGAUACAUGUAUUUCUUCUUGACCUAUAUUUGAUGCUAUUCUGUAAAAUAAUCAUCAAACAUCAAGAUUUAAAUGGUAGCUUCAUCUCUUAUGAGUUGCGAUGAAUGUCCCUUCAACAUCUCUUACUAACAACAACCAAAAGUCUUGUGAAUGCCAAGGAAAAACUGUGGCUGCAACCCCUACAAGAAUGUCUUCUAUUAGUAGGCGUAGCCUUACAAAUAGCAUCUUCGCAGCCUUCUCAACUGUGUGUUUUUCUGUGUUCUUUAUCCACUGUGAUCCACGUCUCUACACCUGAGAAACCAGGCUAACCCAGCUAACUUGUGAUGCAUGGUUUCUGGUCACAUUCUGAAACUCUCCAUGUAGUCUGCAUUCCUCUCUUUUGUCAAGAGCUUUCUUGAUCAUUCCGGUAUUUUAGUUGACCCUACUUAAGCUGGUUUAGAUCAUUACUAAACCAAAUAAUAACCGAAACAAAUUUUACUCACAAGAAAACGAAUUGGGGGCUAGUAUGUUAUAAGAUUAGUGUUUUCUUCUACCAUGUUAGGGUUUGGGAUAGGCGUCACAUCUGUUCUUUUGGUGUGUAGUAGAGAUGGUUCACGAAUAUCCAAAGGGAUUGUGUUCGUUUUACAGCGAUAUAUACGAGGUGGUGGAUGAUCCUUGUUGGAUUCAAUAAUCUCAUGGAGCAAAAGCAACAAUGGUUUCGUCAUCUGGAAUCCUCAAGUGCUAAUCGAAAGAAAGAUUGUUUCGAGAUUCUUUUGCCGAGAGUUGUCACAGUUUAUCUCCGAUGUUGAACUUUUUAUAAGUUUUUUUCUUGUUACACAAGGUUGUCCUGCCUUUUGCUGUUUCGAGAUUCUUUUGCCUUUUGUAAAUCAUUAAUCCUUUUGGUAUGAAACCAAUUGGCCGCGUGCUCUUGUUGAGUUGAUAAUCUAUAGCAGAUGGUUUCACGGUCAAACUCCUCAUGGUUUCAAAGAUAUCCUUCUUUGAAUGCACCUAUGUCGGAUGGUGAAGAAUCUGGCUGAUCCAGUGAGCUUUAGUGCAUGGUAUCAACUCUCCAAAUGGUAUUAGAUGUAAUGAAUGUCUCCUUGUUUUAACACGUGAGUUUAAUUUACACACUCAUUAAGCAAAUAAUUACUUUCCUUGAAUAGAACCAGCUCGGAUGCAGUGUAGGUCGCCUGAAUUGUAAAUGGUAUAUCUUGUAAAUAAUUAAUCCUUUUGGUAGGAAACCAAUUCGCCGCGUGCUCUUGUUGAGUUGAGAAUCUAUAGCAGAUGGUUCCACGGUCAAACUUCUCAUGGUUUCAAAUAUAUCCUUCUUUGAAUGCACCUAUGUCGGAUGGUGAAGAAUCUGGCUGAUCCAGUGAGCUUUAGUGCAUGGUAUCAACUCUCCAAAUGGUAUUAGAUGUAAUGAAUGUCUCCUUGUUUUAACACGUGAGUUUAAUUUACACACUCAUUAAGCAAAUAAUUACUUUCCUUGAAUAGAACCAGCUCGGAUGCAGUGUAGGUCGCCUGAAUUGUAAAUGGUAUAUCUUGUAAAUCAUUAAUCUUUUUGGUAGGAAACCAAUUCGCCGCGUGCUCUUGUUGAGUUGAGAAUCUAUAGCAGAUGGUUUCACGGUCAAACUCCUCAUGGUUUCAAAGAUAUCCUUCUUUGAAUGCACCUAUGUCGGAUGGUGAAGAAU
This is a messenger RNA of Brassica napus (rape), 2331 nucleotides long. RefSeq names its product heat stress transcription factor A-4a. Gene Ontology annotation, molecular function: DNA-binding transcription factor activity; RNA polymerase II cis-regulatory region sequence-specific DNA binding. Gene Ontology annotation, biological process: regulation of transcription by RNA polymerase II. The transcript has 2 exons. Bases 73 to 582 code for a protein of 169 amino acids. NCBI's taxonomy places the organism in Eukaryota, Viridiplantae, Streptophyta, Magnoliopsida, Brassicales, Brassicaceae. Gene Ontology annotation, cellular component: nucleus. The record is from RefSeq and is a predicted model, not a curated record.